AGUUCAAGGUUAGAAAAAUUGAGGAUAUCUGUCCGGCAGUGUCCGCCAAUAAGCCCCCUAUCACUUCAAAGUCCAAGAUUUCCUUUCUGCAACACAUUUUGACACCACUGCAAUUUCACACACACAUACUUAUAAAAAUGGAAAUCGACGAUGAUAACAGCUGUAACAGCACAAAAACAAAGAAGAAGCCGUUAGACCUUGGCUGGAACCGCCUCUUACCUACCACUUCUUCCGGCCACGACGAUGGUCGGUCACCGGAACUUAUCAUUACGACAUCUACUAACAAAUUCGACGGUGGCGGAGGUGAAGUGCACGCGCCGCAGCAAGAGGAUCAGAAAGAUGAUUUAGGUAUAAUGACAAAAACUGACGAUGAAAUUAACGAGUGUAUUGCUAGGAAGAGAAACAGUUUUCAAGUGUUAGGUAAAAGGUUGCCUGAUAAAGGUGAAAAAUUCAUGGCGGAUAUCCGGCGACUUGAAAUCGAACUCGAAAGACGCAAUAAACUGAAGUUAGAAAAGGAAACUUGUGAGGCAGAGGUCAAACAGGAAGUUUUUGAGGCAGAGGAUGGCAACCCUGUGCAGAAAAAGAAGAGGGGAAGAUCACCAAUAUUACAGGCUAAGCAACCGAAUGGUUUACAAAAAGAUCGUCAAAGGAUGGUUGACACCCCAUCGGCAGAACCAUCAUCACCUGACAUUGAAGUGGUACGAGAAAUGCAAGAACAUGGGGGUGACAAUGGUGACGGUUCGUCACAACAAAAAAAGAAACGUGUUCAUAGAAAAAAAGGAGCUGACGAGCCGCGAUUGAAGACUAAACCAAUUGCUUGGACAAACGAUGAACAAAUGAGUUUAGCCAAAGCAUGGCUUGAGGUGACAGAAGACCCAAUGUGCUCGAAUUACCAAAGAGAGAGAACAUAUUGGAGGAAAAUAGUUAGCGUCUUCCUCAGUCUUGUUGCCAAACCAGCCGGUUAUCGGGACCUUGAUGGGGUGAGUUCGAAAUGGAGGAAAAUGCGCAAAUCAAUUCAAGCAUUCAACAACAUAUUCACUCGUAUAAGCGCAAACCAGCAUCCCAACGGUGCAAGCGAUGAAACAAUCCAACAAAGGGCUUUGCAAGAAUAUCAAGCAAUGAAAAAGCCGUCCUUUCAUUAUUUGGCGGAGUGGGAGUACUUAAGGCACAGUUUGAAGUUUGCGCAAGUGGUUGAUUUCGAUCCAGAGAGCACUCGUGCUGAACCGAGUGCUAAAAGGUUGAGAACCACAUCAUCCGCCGAUCCACAAAGUCAAGGGUCGGAUGCUCGUUGCGAUAUGGACCCAAAAAUAACGGAGGAAGAAGGAGAAAGGUAUGUCCAUCAAUGUCCAAUUGGUAGAGGCACGGCUAAAAAAGCCACGUCCUCAGGUUCGUCCGGCUGGGCAAAGUACACGGAAAUGUUUGAGAAGAUCAGUGACAAGCUGGAGGGGUUGAUAGAUAUCGGCAAGAAACGUGUGGAGUUAGAGGAAAGAAAGCUGGAAUUAGAGGAAAGAAAGCUUAAACUGAUAGAGACUAAACAAAAGCGUGCCGAUUUAAAUAUUUUAUCCACCGACUACAGUCAUCUUUCAGGAGCGGAAAGACAAUUAGCGGAGCAAAUAAAACAAGACAUCCGCGAAAAAUAUGGGCUUAUGUGAUGUCUUUAGUUUUAUCUAUGUUAUGUUUUUUUCUUUUACGGUAAUGGAAUUAUGUUUUCUUUUAUGUAACGGAUCUGUGUUUUUUAAAUUAGUUAUGUAAUGUAUUUUAUUUACUAUUAAAGUGUAAAAACAAUUAAUGCCACGUGCCCCUCUUAGGAGUAGCCUCGGUCUACCAUUUUGGGGCGAAGUUGGUAGAUAAUGUGGCGCCACGGCGCAAGUUGCCCCUUUGUCUUUCAUAUCUACUUUCUUUGAGAUAA
Erigeron canadensis is the source of this 1909-nucleotide messenger RNA. RefSeq lists its product as uncharacterized. The record is from RefSeq and is a predicted model, not a curated record. Bases 138 to 1652 code for a protein of 504 amino acids. Lineage: Eukaryota; Viridiplantae; Streptophyta; Magnoliopsida; Asterales; Asteraceae. The transcript has 4 exons.